UAAUUUAUUUCUAUUUGACGUUUAUUAUUAUUUUUGUUUGUUUUUUAAUUUAGGUUUUGAGUCAUUCAAACCUCUCCAGGUAACCUGCUCGAACCAGGGAGCCUUUAAAGGGACAUGGGGGGAGUUUCCUGUGAGUUUCAGGAGGCUGCAGGGUGGCGGCGGUGCGUUCAGGGACCAGACAACCGCAGUGGGCGCAGCUUCUGUUAUACACGUUGCGGGGCGCUGCUGUCAUCAGGCUCAGUGUAAAAAAAAAAAAAAACGUUCGAAAGGUUCCAGUCGAUGACGCGCACAGUGAUGCUCCAGCAGGCAGCUGCAGCAGCAUCCGACACUGAAGUGGACAGAAGGUGACUGAUCUGCGUGUAAAAAUCUCCAGGCCAUUGCCUAAGCAAUAAGCAGAGCUGCUCUGUGUCUCCACUACUCCCAAAUCAUCCUCUGAAAAUGCAUGGCCUGUAAACCAACAAGUAUGGCUCACAGGAAGAGGCCGGGGGCUAGUGGAGGAACCAGCCUGGCUACUCCGGGCCCCGUCCCCUGUCCCAGCACUCGUCCUACAGAGCCACGUGACCUCAAAUCUCUCCCUGCCCGGCAGCGUCCAGUUCGCUACCCCAAAGAGCCCAGGAAUCUCAAACACCACCCUCCUCCUCGCUCCUGUAAGCCUCAGUAUUCGUCUACAGAUUCUCAAGACGAAGGACACAAUCAUCCGGAUGUACACGUUGACACGGAUGUCGAGGUGAAUCGGUACAACCACCAAUCAGCAGAAGCAGAAGCAGAACUGGAGGACCGGCGACCACCCACGCCACCGACACCAGAGCAUGUGCAUGAGCAGGUGGACUUCCAUGGUGCAGCCGACAGUCUAGAUGAUGAUUCCAGCUCGGAUUAUAUCAACAACACCUCCGAUGAUGAGGACUACGAUGACGGGUUGGCAGAGGAAGACGAGGGCGUCACAUACUACAUCAGGUACUGUCCUGAGGAUGACAGCUACCUGGAAGGCAUGGACUGCAGCAGUCAGGGCGACUGCAACCACAGCCAGAGCCACAGCCAGGGGGACUCUGAAGGCAACAUGCAACCUGUUGGACCACACACUGAUGAAUGCACUCAACGCGUGGAAGCCUGGGCCGUGGAGGGAGAAGACGAGGGGCAGAUACGGAGGGAGGAGUGGGUGGAAGAUGAUGAAGGAGAAAGAGCAGUGAGUGAAGAGUGGAGAGGGGAGGAAGAAGAGGUGAGGGAAGAGUGGGCGGAGGGAGAUGAGAGUGUGAGAGAAGAGUGGACCGGGGACAUGGAGGUCAGGCAGGAGCAGUGGGUUGGGCGUGAACAGCACAGGGUGGAGGACUGGAGCGGUGGAGAGGGGGAGGUCCGCUGUGAAGUGGUGGAGCAGGAUCCAGAUGAGCAGAUUUACAAUGGGAGACCAGAACCAAUUCUGGACCAUCACCACCAACACCAACACCACCAACAACCCCCGCUACAAGACAGUCUGCACAACCAGGGUGAUGAGGAGGAGGAGGCUGAGAGUGAGGAGUACUGCCCUAAUGAGGAGGAAGAGGAAGAAGGUGAGGAGGAUGACAGACAUGGAAGGGUCUACACUGGGGACUACUACGCCCCAGGGGACAAUGGAAAUACAGUGCGAGUCUCACCUUAUCGCAGCCGAAAAGUGAUAGUGGUGGAGGGAGAGACAGGGGAGGAGGCGGAGGAGGACAUUGACCAGAUCGUUGCUGAGAUCAAGAUGAGUAUGAGCAUGGGGAGUCUGAGCAGCAGCACGGAUCAAAGUCCAGAGGAGCUGGCACAGGACCCAGCACCGAGUAAUUACCCCCACCCUAAGCCGGACACAGCCUCUUACCCACCAGCCCACCACCGACACGACAGCAGACCCAAGUCUCUGAACCUGCCCUCAAUGCACCAUAACAACACUGACCUCCAGAGGAGCAUCAAGGCACAUCCACGCUCCCCUGAAGACAGGCAGCGGUGGUCACAGGAGCAGGUGAGCAGCAGCGGUGCAGACCUGUCCAAAAAGCAGCAGCGCUCUGACCUCAACGUUCCCCUGGAGAACAACAACGUACCUGAGCCACCCAAGAAGGUCGCCGCGUUCCCCAGCUUUGUCGACGUUCCAGGACCAUGUGAGCCAGAGGACCUGAUUGAUGGGAUUAUCUUUGCUGCUAACUACCUGGGCUCCACUCAGCUGCUCUCUGAGAGGAACCCCUCCAAGAACAUACGCAUGAUGCAGGCUCAGGAGGCCGUCAGCAGGGUCAAGAGGGUACAGAAGGCUGCCAAAAUCAAGAAAAAGGCGAAUGCAGAUGGAGAUGCCCAAACCCUCACAGAGGUGGAUCUGUUUAUUUCCACCCAGAGGAUCAAAGUUCUCAACGCAGACUCACAGGAGACAAUGAUGGAUAAUGCACUCCGCACCAUAUCUUACAUCGCUGACAUUGGAAACAUUGUGGUUCUGAUGGCCAGACGUCGGAUGCCGCGCUCUGCUUCACAGGACUGUAUUGAGUCUACGCCCGGAGCACCCGAGGCGAAGAAACAGUACAAGAUGAUUUGCCAUGUCUUUGAGUCUGAAGAUGCACAACUCAUCGCUCAGUCCAUCGGCCAGGCCUUCAGUGUGGCUUACCAGGAGUUUCUGAGAGCCAACGGCAUCAACCCGGAGGACCUGAGUCAGAAGGAGUACAGUGACAUCAUCAACACCCAGGAGAUGUACAAUGACGACCUCAUUCACUUCUCAAACUCUGACAACUGCAAAGAGCUGCAGCUGGAGAAGAUCAAAGGUGAGAUCCUGGGUGUGGUGAUUGUGGAGUCUGGUUGGGGUUCCAUCCUGCCCACUGUUAUCUUGGCCAACAUGAUGAAUGGCGGGCCGGCAGCUCGCUCUGGCAAGCUGAGCAUCGGAGACCAGAUAAUGUCCAUCAACAACACCAGCCUCGUAGGACUGCCGCUGGCCACCUGUCAGGGAAUCAUUAAGGGCUUAAAGAACCAGGUCCAGGUGAAAAUGAACAUCGUCAGCUGCCCUCCUGUCACCACUGUCCUCAUUAAAAGACCAGAUCUCAAAUAUCAGCUGGGAUUCAGUGUCCAAAACGGCAUCAUCUGCAGUCUGAUGCGAGGAGGAAUCGCUGAGCGAGGAGGAGUCCGCGUGGGUCACAGGAUCAUAGAGAUCAAUAGUCAGAGCGUGGUGGCCACGGCACACGAGAAGAUCGUCCAGGCACUGUCCAACUCUGUUGGCGAGAUCCACAUGAAGACCAUGCCUGCUGCGAUGUUCAGACUUCUAACAGGACAGGAGACGCCUUUGUACAUAUAAACAGCGGCUCCCUCUGUGACAGAACGUGAGUUACUGAUGAGGUGACCUUUGACCUGAUGGUGAGGCAGCAUCUCUCAGCCUCUUUCUUUCUCUUCCCCUUGCUCUGUGUUAGCAACCUUUCGUCCUUCUGCCUUUAUUUAAGCUGUAACAAUGAAUUAGUUCACAUGACAGGCCUAUUUUUUCAUCUCUCAGAAAAUGAUUCUUAGUUUGAAUGUGUGUGUGUGUGUGUGUGUGUGUGUGUGUGCGCAUGGGCAUGACAGUGGGGUUUAUUUCUAUUUAUUGGUCCCACCCAGGCAUGUGCUUUUAUUUCCUACUUCAUAAGUUGCACUCAUUAUCACAAUUCAUUAAUUUUAUAUUUCACAUCAGGCAAUAGAACAUUUUAAUGAUUCAUCCUGUAUAGAUUUAUUUCCUUGUCUUUUUAUUUAUUUGUCAUGUAAAUACAUAUUUUGCUAAUACUUUAAGUGAAGGCAGCAGGGUGUGAAGGGCUGAGGCUGCACUGUAAAUAGUAACUGAACCAUGACCUUGAUGACGGCAAGACACACGUACUUAAACGCCAGAUAUUGUAAAAAAAAAGUUAAUAAAAAAAACUUGUCAAAUACACAGGCAGAAAAUAUGUGUGGAGGAUGUCUGUAUAAGGUGAUAUGAUGUCAUGUGAAUGGACCCGUGCCUGCAGCAGGGGAUUAUGGGAGAAAUGCCAUAUUCUUUUUGAUUUUACUUCACAUUACGGCAAUACACAAGUUCAACCUCUGGGUAAGAAAGCCUUUUUUAAACUCAUGUACAAACACACACAUUUGAACAAAAACUCACCUCGAUUAUGCCUUUGACAUGAAGAAAAAAAAAGCUCAUGUUAAAUCUGACAGUACUCUGACGUGUUCUCUACUCUAUGUACAUCUUUAAUGUUGCCGACUGACGCUCAUAGACACUAUGAGUGGAUUGUGAAUGUAACUGUGUUGUGUGAACUGUCUCAUUGCCAUAAACAGUAUUAGAAUUUCUGUACAUAAGGAGCAACUUGUCUUGUUGUUGUGCUCAGCAAACCCUUUCACAUCUGUAUCGUUGGCUCCUGACGCAGUGACAGAGUGAAGUGUCGGACACACUGUGAGACGGAAAGAGGAAGUUGGACAGAGUGUGUGUUGUUUGUGUGCACACAGGUGAAGCAGAAAGGACAGGACUGGUUUUAAAAUGCAAAGUAGUGAAGUUGAAUCAUUUUAACACUAUCCGUGUGUGUGUGCAUGCCUCGUAUAGUAGUUUCAUGUCAUUGUGGCAAGAAAAUAAAAACUAAACUGAACUUGG
Molecule: messenger RNA, 4567 nt
Organism: Cynoglossus semilaevis (tongue sole)
Lineage: Eukaryota; Metazoa; Chordata; Actinopteri; Pleuronectiformes; Cynoglossidae
Gene: apba2b
Product: amyloid beta (A4) precursor protein-binding, family A, member 2b
Exons: 16
Coding region: 443-3277 (944 amino acids)
Biological process (GO): chemical synaptic transmission
Cellular component (GO): plasma membrane; dendritic spine; cytoplasm
Molecular function (GO): protein binding; amyloid-beta binding
Source: RefSeq, a predicted model, not a curated record